Molecule: messenger RNA, 1393 nt
Organism: Medioppia subpectinata
Lineage: Eukaryota; Metazoa; Arthropoda; Arachnida; Sarcoptiformes; Oppiidae
Source: the annotation of a GenBank genome assembly
AUGUUUGUCUAUAUAUCGACAGUGAUUACUGUACUUAUUGCGGGUCAUACUAUAUGCGCUUACGAUGUGUUGCCCGACCCGUGGGACACACUGUAUGUACAGCCCGAACAAAUUCAUCUAUCAUUAGGAGCCGUCGAGAGCCAGAUGAUAGUGACAUGGACCACGUUUGAUUUGACAGCCAAAUCGACCGUAUGGUAUGGCAUUCAGUCGAUCAAUAUGUCAGCGCACGGCAGCGCUCGUAAGUUUGUGGACGGAGGCUCCGAAAAACGCCAAAUGUUUAUACAUCGGGUCACACUUACGGCACUUGUAUCGGGACAGACAUACAAGUAUCACGUGGGCAGCGAUGACGGCUGGAGUCCCAUAUUUACCUUCACGGCUCUCAAAAAAGGCAAUGACUGGAGUCCGAGAUUUGCCAUUUACGGCGAUUUGGGUAAUAUAUUGGCCGCCACUUUACCACGACUUCAAAACGAGGUUCAACAGGGUCUCUAUGAUGCCAUUCUUCAUGUUGGUGAUAUUGCUUAUGAUUUGGAUCUGGAUAACGCUAGAGUGGGCGAUGAGUUUAUGAGGCAAAUAGAGCCGAUUGCAGCGUACAUACCCUAUCAGGUGUGUCCCGGCAAUCACGAACAGGCAUACAAUUUCUCCAAUUAUGACAACCGAUUCUCAAUGAUCUCUUCGGGCGGACACACAAUCAAUAACCACUUCUGGAGCACAAACAUAGGACCCGCGCAUAUCAUCUCCAUAUCAACUGAAUUCUAUUAUUACACUAAACAGUACGGCACACAUCAGAUCGAGAACCAGUACCGAUGGCUCGAACAGGACCUCAUCCAAGCCAAUAAACCCGAGAACAGGGCCCAAAGACCCUGGAUUAUCACCAUUGGUCACAGACCACUCUACGCGCAAAAUCAUAUUGAUAACAUUCUAAGAGAGGGCUUCACUUUCGCAAAGGACUCGAAGCCUGAGUUUGGUUUCGAAGAACUGAUGUAUAAACACGGCGUCGACCUCUCAUUCUGGGCUCACGAACACAACUACGAGAGACUUUGGCCCAUAUAUAAUAAUAAGAUUUACAACGGCUCCGUAGACGAGCCCUAUAAUAAUCCCAAAGCACCCGUCCAUAUCAUCACUGGAAGUGCUGGUUCUCGCGAAAGACACACCACUUUUAUCGAUACUCCCCAUUACAGCGCUUUCCAGAACGAGGAGUUUGGUUACACACGUAUGACAAUACACAAUGCCAGUCACAUUUACCUGGAACAGUUAUCUGUUGAAAGGGAGGGUGGCCAGAUUAUUGAUAAAUUCUACUUGAUUAAAGAGAAACACGGAUACGAUGCCUGGUUCUGAGAAUAUGACAAAACUAUGCAUUUAGAUGUUGAGAUUUGUAGUAAUAAUUUCAUAUGAA